GUCUCUGGGCAACCAAUUUCCAAUCCGGCUGGAUAUUUUGACCCUCGGCUCGCCCGCACCAACCUGCGCAUCCUUCGCUGCUGCCGUCCAUCUGCCAACCCGUCGAUCUAUAGCCCGAAUGUCACUCUCGUCGGCAGCCUUUACCCCAGACAACCAGCCUGUGUCGUCGCGGGAGCUCUGGGGCUACUAUGCCUUUUCGUUCGCAAGUCAGGGAUUCUCAGGCGUCUCGGUCCUGUUGCUGAUGCCCGUCAUCGUGCGGGGUCUCGCUGCCGAGGCCGGCUGGGAUCGACUGGAUCUCUCCAAGCCCUGCGACUACACUGCCGCAAACUUUUCGUGCUGUGUCCAAUUCGGCUCGAGCUGUGUCGACACAGGCUCCUUCCUGUUGUAUCUCAGCUCCUUUGCAACGGUCUGCCAACUGCUGGUCCUGCUGGCCUUUGGGUCACUCUCGGACUAUGGAGCCCACAAAAAGCGCUUCAUGAUCCUGUUUUCCUUCCUCGCGAUUGCCUGCGGACUCGGCUUUCUCCUCGUUCUGAGCAGCUCGGGAUUCUUCAUCGCCGGCAUCCUCUAUAUCCUCUCCUCGGUGAUCUUCACCGGCACUUUUCUGUUCUUCAACUCCUUCCUCCCGAUCCUGGCACGGAACCACCCCGAAUUCACGGCAAGGGCGUCCAAGGAGAGCACCGAUACUGUCUUUGACCUCGUCGCCAACCGAAUCAGCGCCAACACCAUGGCCAUCGGCUUUGCGGCCGAUGUCAUUCUCUUUGUCCUGGGGGUGCUGUGCGUGUAUCUCCUGGGCCGGAUCCCCCAGCUUCCGACGUCGACGUAUCCAUCGCAGGUGGCCGUGGCCCUGACCAGCGUUUGGUGGCUGGUGUUCAUCUUCUUCACCAUCGCCUGGCUGAAGCCGCGGCCGGGACCGCCGCUGCCCGCUGGAAUCAAUCCCUGGACCCAUUGCGUCAAAAAGAUUGGCCGCACGCUCAAGACCGUGGUCUUCGAGUCCAAGUCGGUUGCACGGUUCCUGAUCUCGUGGAUCAUCUACUCGGACUGCUUCAACACCUGCGGCUCGCUCUCGAUCCUGAUUGCACAGGAAGAAUUCGGGGCCAGUCAGAUCGAGCUGGUUCUCAUCGGCAUCGUCGUCAACUUUUCAGCCAUCGUGGGUCUCAAGCUCUUUCCUGUGAUCCAAAACCUGACCGGCGCCAGCUCCAAGACCAUCAUCGUUGCUCAGGCGAUUGCGUUCUGUCUCUUUGCCAUCUACUGCAUAGUCCUGCUCAAGAACAAGUGGGAACUGUGGCUCUGUGCAGUUUGGUAUGGCAUCCUCAGCGGGACGGCACAGAGCUUCUGCCGGGUGUUUUACUCGCGCAUGAUUCCGCCGGGACAAGAAGCCGAGUACUUCUCGCUGAUGUCGGUAACGGCCACGGGUUCCUCGGCUCUGGGUCCCCUGAUCGUCGGUGCCAUCAUCGACUCGUCUGGAUCACGGCGCCUGCCGCUGUGGUUCAUCUUGGCUUCCUUUGCGGUCUCGGCCGUCCUGUUUGCCACCAUCCAGCCGCCCCAUGUCAAACUCGGCAAGGCAGAAGAGGCAGAUGUCAACUAGACGCCUUCUCAUCAAGGCGCUCCGUUUUUGUUUUUUCAUGUUUUUGUAUUAUUUUUAUUGUUUUGCUUCGAUUCCAUCACCAAACGUACAUCCACUUGAUUGUCCUCCCUUUCCCUGAAGGCUUGUUUCAAUCAUCUACAGUCCUGGGAGCUGCCGUCUCGCUCCAUGCAUCCAACCAGCAAAUUCUCUAUUUUUGCUGUUCAUGGUCCCUCAAACAACAAAGGUAGUCUAAUUUCAAAAGUCAGUGGGAAUAUUGAAUGUUUCAGUGGUGG
Messenger RNA from Polychytrium aggregatum, 1857 nucleotides. RefSeq names its product autophagy-related protein 22-like protein. The transcript is spliced from 6 exons. The record is from RefSeq and is a predicted model, not a curated record. NCBI's taxonomy places the organism in Eukaryota, Fungi, Chytridiomycota, Chytridiomycetes, Polychytriales. The coding region runs from base 119 to 1585 and encodes 488 amino acids.